AUGGAUCGGGAUGGAGUUAGUGGCGGCGGCGAGGCUCCGGCGCGGCGGUACAAGGGCGUGCGGCUGCGGAAGUGGGGGCGGUGGGUGUCGGAGAUCCGGAUGCCCAACAGCCGCGAGAGGAUAUGGCUGGGCUCGUACGAGUCGGCCGAGAAGGCGGCGCGGGCGUUCGACGCGGCCGCCGUCUGCCUCCGGGGCUCGCGCGGCGCCGGCUCGCUCAACUUCCCGGAGUCCCCGCCCGACGUCCGCUACUUCCCCGGCGCCGUGCUGACGGUCGAGCAGAUCCAGGCCGAGGCGGCGAGGCACGCGAACAGCCUGGAUAGAGAAUGGGAUAGAUUAGCUGUUGAGGAUGCUCUUAACACACGGGGUUUCAAGACAUGGAAAGCGAUUCAUGAACACACAGAUGUGAAUCCCCUCCAUGCAUGUACAGUACAAACCAUGGCAAAUACCAAAUAG
Oryza brachyantha (malo sina) is the source of this 453-nucleotide messenger RNA. Its product is annotated as ethylene-responsive transcription factor ERF017-like. Gene Ontology annotation, molecular function: DNA-binding transcription factor activity; DNA binding. NCBI's taxonomy places the organism in Eukaryota, Viridiplantae, Streptophyta, Magnoliopsida, Poales, Poaceae. Gene Ontology annotation, biological process: regulation of DNA-templated transcription. Bases 1 to 453 code for a protein of 150 amino acids. The record is from RefSeq and is a predicted model, not a curated record. The transcript has 3 exons.